AGGACACCACAAGAUGGCGAUCUUGCAUCAGCAAGAAAAUGCAUCAAAUCGAGGGCAUUCAUGCACGCACACAAUGUAAGACUCUAGCUAAAAAGUUGUAUAGACAUAAAACCUAACCUUUUAUCCUCUCCAGUCCUCAUCGUGCAGGUUUUAGCAGAUAACAUCCUUCAUCCAUCAAACAUCUUCCAUCAAAAGCUUCCACUCUCUGCUCAAGCACCAGGCACUGAAACCUAAUGAACCUUGUUGGUAACCAUGUUAAACUGGCCUGAAGUUACCUGAGCUCAUGACUAGUUCCAUGUAUAAUUCAUCUCCUCAGUAAUCUACUCACCUUCAGAGAAGGAAUCUGACUCCAUUAGCCUGUCUACCUGCCCUGGAGAAGGACUUAAGUUUGGAGUCUGUUAACAGGUAAUGGUUUAAGAUCAUGGCUGAACAAAGGCAACGGGCCCUGUCCACAUCAGGAGAGGCUCUGUACCAGGUUCUUGGCCUUGACAAGAACUGCACUCAUGAUGACAUCAAGAGGUCCUACAGGAAGCUCGCUUUGAAAUAUCACCCUGACAAGAACCCAGAGAACCCCGAUGCCACUGACAAAUUUAAAGAGCUCAACAAUGCUCAUGCGGUGCUGUCUGACGUCACUAAGAGGAACAUUUAUGACAAGUAUGGCUCCCUGGGUCUGUAUGUGUCGCAGCAGUUUGGGGAGGAGAAUGUGAACACAUACUUUAUGCUCUCCAGCUGGUGGGCAAAGGGUCUGUUUGCCAUCUGUGGCUUGCUGACAGGUUGCUAUUUCUGUUGUUGUCUGUGCUGCUGUUUCAACUGCUGUUGUGGGAAGUGCAAACCGCACACACCUGGAGAAGAGGACCCGGAGUUCUAUGUGUCUCCCGAAGACCUGGAGGAGCAGAUCCGUACGGACAACGAGAGAGAUGGCGACACUCCGAUUGUGAUGCAGCCAACCAAUGCUAGUGAGAAGACCCAGCUGAUCGGUGAUGGACACAGAACAUAUACCUAAAUGGAAAAAAAUUGACGAUAGAUAUUAAUUUUAAAAUUCUUUUUGAAUACAUUUGUGUCUUUUACAAUAUACUAGUGAGAAGACCCAGCUGAUCGGUGAUGGACACAGAACGUAUACCUAAAUGGAAAAAAGUGACGAUAGAUAUUAAUUUUAAAAUUCUUUUUGAAUACAUUGGUGUCUUUUACAAUAUACUGUUUAUGUUAGGACUGAGAAAGCUAAAAAUACUCAACUUCUUAAGCUUUGUUUAGCCAUGCUGUCUGUAAAUAACAGAUAUUAUAUUAUUCUUAUG
Molecule: messenger RNA, 1292 nt
Organism: Sinocyclocheilus rhinocerous
Lineage: Eukaryota; Metazoa; Chordata; Actinopteri; Cypriniformes; Cyprinidae
Product: dnaJ homolog subfamily C member 5-like
Exons: 5
Coding region: 422-1003 (193 amino acids)
Source: RefSeq, a predicted model, not a curated record